CUGUUCAAAGACAGCAGCAGUGAACACUGUAGUUCAAAUCAAACUGAACAAAGACUUGAACAUGGAUCUAAGGCCCAGGAUGCUGAGACCUCAUCUCAUUUUAAUGCUUGUACUCUGUGUUCUUGGAUAUUCCUGGUUGGCUGAGGGCUUCAACAUAAGACUCGUCAAUGACAAUGGCAUCUGCUUUGGUAGAGUGGAGGUCUAUCAUAACAGCCAGUGGGGAACAGUGUGUGAUGAUAACUGGGACACGAGUGAUGCGACAGUGGUGUGCAGAGAGAUGGAAUGUGGUACAGCGGUCAGCGCCCCUCAGAGUGCCCACUUUGGUCAGGGACGUGACCCAAUACUUCUGGAUGAUGUUGCUUGUUCUGGAAGUGAAAGUACCCUCACACAGUGCUCUCAUGGUGGAUAUUACAAACACAACUGUGGUCAUGGUGAAGAUGCUGGUGUUAUCUGCUCAGAAAGCAUCAGGCUGGUGACUGGAGGCAGUCGUUGCUCUGGUAGAGUGGAGGUCUAUCAUAACGGCCAGUGGGGAACAGUGUGUGAUGAUAACUGGGACAUCAAUGAUGCAGCGGUGGUGUGCAGACAGAUGGGAUGUGGCCCAGCGGUCAGCGCCCCUCACAGUGCCCACUUUGGUCAGGGAAGUGACCCAAUACUUCUGGAUGAUGUUGGUUGUUCUGGAAGUGAACGCUCCAUCACAUCAUGCAGUCAUAAUGGAUUUGGAACACAUAACUGUGGUCAUAAUGAAGAUGCUGGUGUUGUCUGCUCAGGUAACUUGCAGAGCCCAACUCUGUCCCUGAUCUCAUCACACUCUGCUGUCUCACCUGGGGAGGCUGUUCAGCUCAAAUGUACCGCACCCGACUCAACGUACAUCUCUGUAGACUACCGUCUGUAUAGAAAUGGGAUAUCAAUUAUAACCCAAACAGCUAAAUCGUCAACCACAUUUACUUUAGCGGUGGAUUCCUCAUAUCAGGGCCAGUACAGCUGUGACUAUUCACACCCGAGAAGAAACUCCAUGACAUCAUCAAGAAGCAAUUCCAUUGACAUUACUGUGGAACUCUGGAUCAUUUAGAGAGACCAAGAGUGGAACCUCCGUCACCUUCAGUUUACCAAAAGUGGACUUUGUUCAUGAGGGGUCUCACUACUGCCAGUACCAGACCAGAGUGUCCAGUCGUGAUUUCACUUCUCCACAGAGCAGUUCUGUUCAGUUCUCUGUUGUAGUCACUCUACCCACUCCACACAUCUCUCUCAGACCCUCUAAAGAAGUUUCAUGGGGAGAGAAGGUUGACAUCACCUGCUCUGUAGAAACCCAGUUCACAGGUGGAUCCUUCACUCUGAUACA
Molecule: messenger RNA, 1339 nt
Organism: Colossoma macropomum (tambaqui)
Lineage: Eukaryota; Metazoa; Chordata; Actinopteri; Characiformes; Serrasalmidae
Product: deleted in malignant brain tumors 1 protein-like
Exons: 7
Coding region: 62-1069 (335 amino acids)
Cellular component (GO): membrane
Source: RefSeq, a predicted model, not a curated record